This is a messenger RNA of Coccomyxa subellipsoidea C-169, 1257 nucleotides long. RefSeq names its product topoisomerase. Gene Ontology annotation, molecular function: DNA binding; ATP binding; DNA topoisomerase type II (double strand cut, ATP-hydrolyzing) activity. Bases 1 to 1257 code for a protein of 418 amino acids. Gene Ontology annotation, biological process: meiotic DNA double-strand break processing; reciprocal meiotic recombination; DNA topological change. Gene Ontology annotation, cellular component: nuclear chromosome. The transcript has 10 exons. Lineage: Eukaryota; Viridiplantae; Chlorophyta; Trebouxiophyceae; Coccomyxaceae. The record is from RefSeq and is a predicted model, not a curated record.
AUGUCCAAGGUUGUGGGGAAAAAGCGCCCUCUAACAACCGAUGAGAAGGCAGCAGAAGCAGCGAAACGACAAAUAAAGAGCGCUGAGGAAGUGCUCCAGCAUGUGAAAAAGCUCACCAAGCUCAUAGAGCGUGAGCCUCGGAUUGCAAAGAGUUUGGCUGCCCUUGAUCUACCACAAGCCUGCAGAGAAGUCGUGGACAAAGGUGCCUCUGCUGUCUUGGAUGAGAUUGAGGCAGCCAUCUACAUGGUGGCCUCAUCCAUCUUGCGGGGAGAGGGCUUCUCGUAUGACAUACCGUCACGGGCAAAGGGGAAUCAGCUCUAUGUUCCGGAGCUGGACCGCAUAGUGCUGAAGGACAGCACGUCACAGCGCCCUUUUGCCAGCACGGCCACCUGCCGCAAGGCCGUCUUCACAACGCGCGUGCUGGGGCUCGUGCAUGAGCUGUGCAUGAAGCAGAUCCACGUCACCAAGCGUGACCUGUUCUACACAGAUGUCAAGCUGUUCGAGGACCAAGGCAACUCUGACGCGAUACUGGAUGAUGUGGCAUGCUUCCUUGGGUGCACAAGGUCCAGCCUGCAUGUGGUUGCCUCCGAGAAAGGUGUUGUGGUGGGACGCCUAACAUACAGGGAGGAUGGUGAUCUGAUCGACUGUCAGCGGAUGGGCGUGGGUGGCAAAGCCAUUCCGCCCAAUGUGGACAAGGUGACCGACAUCCAGAGCGAUGCGCUCUUCAUACUCCUGGUGGAGAAGGAUGCAGCAUUCAUGCGCCUGGCAGAAGAUCGAUUCUACAAUACCUACCCUUGCAUCAUCUUGACCGCAAAGGGCCAGCCAGAUGUCGCUUCAAGGCUCUUUUUGAGGAAGCUCAGAGACACAUUGCGCAUUCCUGUGCUGGCGCUUGUCGACUCUGACCCUUACGGCUUGAAGAUCCUGUCAGUGUACAUGAAGGGGAGCAUGAACAUGUCGUAUGACAGCUCCAAUCUGACCACCCCUGACAUCAAGUGGCUUGGAGUGCGCCCAUCAGAUCUGGAUCGCUUCAAUAUCCCGCAGCAGUGCCGCCUGCCUAUGACAGAUGAAGAUAUCAGGACCGGCAAGAGACUGCUUGAGGAGGACUUCAUUCAGGCGAAUGCUGAGUGGGUGAAAGAGCUGGAAAUCAUGAUUGCCAGUAAAGUCAAGGCAGAAAUCCAGGCUCUGUCCUCCUUUGGAUUUCAGUAUCUGUCACAAGUCUACCUGCCGCUCAAGUUGCAAGAAGGGGACUGGAUCUGA